Molecule: messenger RNA, 3852 nt
Organism: Culex quinquefasciatus (southern house mosquito)
Lineage: Eukaryota; Metazoa; Arthropoda; Insecta; Diptera; Culicidae
Exons: 2
Coding region: 1-3852 (1283 amino acids)
Biological process (GO): DNA integration
Molecular function (GO): nucleic acid binding
Source: RefSeq, a predicted model, not a curated record
AUGCCGGUCCAGCAACCGGCCAUGGAAGCUCAACCCACGGUUUCGAGUUUCAAGGCGGAGGUCACCAGUGAUCCAGCUGUCAAGAUCACCGUUCUACCCACUGCGCUCGUCAAGCUGCGCGGUAAGAAUGGUGUCUUCCACACUGCUAGGGCGAUGAUAGACUCGUGCUCUGGCGCGUCGCUGAUAAGCGAGGCCUGCAUGACGCGACUCGGGAUCAGCCGGAGCAACGCGCGGUUUCCUGUAACCGGAGUUGCCGGGACACAAGCAGGAACCACCCGGGGAAUGGCGCUGCUGGAGAUUGCACCCCGUUUCAGCGACGAAGUGGUGAUGAAGACGCAGGCGUACGUGCUCGAAGUGUUGGCUCCCCCCACACCGUGUCAAAGCUUCAAGCCCAAGCAAUUGGAACUACUCCGAGGGCUCCAGCUAGCCGAUCCGGAGUACUACAAAGCGGGACCGGUAGACGUCAUCCUAGGCGCCGAGCUGUUCCUGCCGAUUCUACAAGCGGGCCAGGUUACAGACGAGGACGGUCUACCCGUGGCCCAGAAGUCGUCGCUCGGCUGGCUCGUCGCCGGCAAGUUCGGUGGUGAAACAAUGCUGCAAACAAAUCUGGUGUCCUUCGCGGUGCAGCUAGAUGUCAACAUCGACCAGACGCUGCGCAAGUUUUGGGAAACCGAGGAAGUGCCUGCGGCCAAGGUACUCACCGCCGACGAGAAGCGCGCUGUUGACAUCUUCAACAUGACCACCAGGCGCAACGACGAGGGCCGAUUCGUGGUUCGGCUCCCCUUCGACGACUCCAAGCCGGCAUUGGGCGACUCGCUCGGUGCGGCACUCAGAAGGCUGCAUGCGAUGGAGCGGAAGUUCCUCUCGAAUCCGCCGUUCAAGCAAGCCUACCGCAACUUCAUGUCCGAGUACCAGCAACUGGGACACAUGGAGCUCAUCCCGCAAUCCGAAGUCGACAAGCACCCCAGCGAGUGCUUCUAUUUGCCUCACCACGCAGUCCAGAAGGAGGACAGUUCAACAACGAAGUUGCGUGUCGUCUUCGAUGGCUCGUGCAGAACCAGUUCUGGCGUGUCGUUGAACGACCGGUUGCUGAUUGGUCCAAACAACAACGAAGACCUGUACGAAGUCUACUGCCGCUUCCGCACCUACCCCGUGGUCUUCGUGAGCGACAUCGAGAAGAUGUACAGGCAAGUACGGGUGGACAAGCAGGACACGGACUUCCAACGGAUCGUCUGGCGCGAUGAUCCCGACCAACCGGUGCAGCACUACCGUCUGACGACGGUGACGUACGGCACUUCAAGCGCAGCCUACUUAGCGACCGAGUCUCUCCGACAAGCGGCCCGAGACAACGCUGAGAAGCACCCCGUAGCAGCUGACAGGAUCCUCAAAGGGUUCUACGUGGACGACCUGAUGUCCGGCGCCGACACAGUCGAAGAAGCUCAAGAGCUAGCUGGCCAGAUCACAACCAUCCUGGGCAAAGCUGGAUUCGUCCUCCGUAAGUGGUCCUCCAACGCACCCGAGCUGCUGGAGAACAUCGCAGACAGCCGACAGGGACCAGUCCCUGUUGAGUUCACGAACGUGACAGCGUCGGUCAAAGCACUUGGAAUUCACUGGUCUCCAACUAGUGACUGGUUCGAGUUCAAGGUCAACCUGGACAUCAACAGCCCGAACACGAAGCGUCAACUCCUCUCCGACGCAUCCAGGCUAUUCGACCCGUUCGGAUGGCUCGCUCCAGUGAUCGUCAAGAUCAAAAUCAUCUUCCAACUGCUGUGGCUGUACGACUUGCUGUGGGACGACCCGCUGCCACCCCUUCCCGAAGCAGAUUGGAACACUAUCAAGCAAACGCUUCACCUGCUGGAGCGGAUUCGCGUGCCUCGCCGAAUUCCAGCCUUCAACGGCAAGUUGCAGUUGCUCGGAUUCUCGGACGCCUCGGAGUCGGCGUACUCAGCAGUCGUCUACGGCCGGUCUGCGGACCGCAACGGGAAAAUCCACAUCGUGCUGAUUUGCGCUAAAACCAAGGUUGCGCCAAUUCAGCAGAUCUGCGUCCCAAAGCUCGAACUCAACGGUUCCUGGCUGCUGGCCGCCCUGAUGAAGCGAGUCUCCUCGCUUUCGAUCCUGGACUUCCUGCCCAGGAGCAUGUGGCACCAUGUGUCAUCGAAGGACAACCCGGCCGACUGUGCGUCGCGAGGGAUCUCGCCGCUCGAGCUGCUCAACCAUCCGCUGUGGUGGGACUCCCCCUACUGGGCUCACAGCGAGCAGUCGUUCUUGGAACACUGCGCAGCACCAGCACCGAAGGCACCACCCCUCGAAGAACGACAAAUUCGCACAUUCUGUCUGGAGAUUGGCUCCCCGCGUAGCAACUUCACCCUGGAGCGCUACCUUCUCGAUCGGUUCUCCUCGCUACGCCGCUGCACUCGGACGCUGGCGACGAUCCGACGGUUCCUGUUCAACCUGGCGCGACCGAAGGUGGAACGCUUAACCGGACCGCUGACACCGGCGGAACUCAAGGUAGCUGGUCUACAACUCGUGCGACUAGCACAACACGAAGCAUUUGCGAAGGAGAUUGCCUGCCUGCGCAAAUCGACCGAGGUUUCCAACAAGAGUAAGCUGCGCCCGCUCUUUCCGUUCAUCGACCGAGACGGAACACUUUUUGUCGGAGGAAGGCUGCAGAACGCCGACAUCCCCUACGACAUGAGACACCCGCCCAUUCUGCCGCAGCAGCACCGACUGACAACACUUGUCAUUCAAGACCUUCACCUGGACAACCUACACGCAGGGCCUACCUUGGUGAUCUCAACCCUCAACCAGCGUUUUUGGGUGAUGAGAUGCCAGACGGUCGUGCGACAGCAACUGCUAAAGUGCGUCCGCUGUUGCCGAAUGAAAGCCAGAACCGCUCAGCAGCUGAUGGGAAGUCUUCCCGCGGUACGAACAACACCGGCCAGAGCAUUCGUCCACGUCGGAGUCGACUACGCAGGCCCAAUCCUCGUCAAGAGCGGCAACCCAAGGAAACCACACGUGACAAAGGGCUACAUCGCAGUGUUCGUAUGUCUCUGUACGAAAGCUGUGCACUUGGAAGUCGCCGGUGACCUGUCUACGAAGGCCUUCUUCGGUGCACUCAAACGGUUCAUCGCCAGAAGGGGACUGUGCACCGAGAUAUGGUCCGACAACGGGACGAACUUCGUCGGAGCCGAUCGGCAGAUGCAGGAGUUUUUCGAAACCGACGAGUUCAAGCAACAAGCCGCCCACUUCGCUGCCAACAUUGGGAUCAAGUGGACCUUCAUUCCGCCUUCCGCACCCCACAUGGGAGGAUUGUGGGAAGCAGCGGUCAAGAGUGCGAAGACCCACCUGCGCAAGGUCCUGGGAAACGAGUCGGCCACCUACGAAGAGCUCUACACCAUCCUGACGCAAAUCGAGACCUGCCUCAACUCGCGCCCACUUUGCGCCCUCUCCAACUCUCCCGAUAGCUGCGAGGCCCUCACCCCCGGACACUUCAUCAUCCAACAGCCGAUGAACCUCCUGCCGGAACCCAGCGUUUCGGACGUACCGCGUAACCGACUGGACAACUGGCAGCUCGUCCAGCAGAAGGUGGAAGAAAUCUGGACGCGUUGGCGCAACGAGUACGUGACGUCGCUGCAACCGCGCAGCAAGUGGCAAUCAGAGAUCGACAACCUGCAGGUCAACCGCUUGGUGCUGGUCAAGAACGAGAACACCCCGCCGGCCCAGUGGGAGUUGGCCAGAGUAGUUGCGACACACCCGGAUCGCAAUGGCAUCGUGCGGACCGUCACGCUGCGCAGAAGAACAACGGAGUACCAGAGACCGAUCCAGAAGUUAGUUCCACUACCGACUGAUUGA